This is a messenger RNA of Bradysia coprophila, 1020 nucleotides long. It is a transcript of the gene Prosalpha3, whose product is annotated as proteasome alpha3 subunit. Gene Ontology annotation, biological process: ubiquitin-dependent protein catabolic process. The record is from RefSeq and is a predicted model, not a curated record. NCBI's taxonomy places the organism in Eukaryota, Metazoa, Arthropoda, Insecta, Diptera, Sciaridae. Gene Ontology annotation, cellular component: proteasome core complex, alpha-subunit complex; proteasome core complex.
UUUGUACGUCUGACAACACUGCCAUCAGUCAUUGCAUUCAAUUACAAGUUUACGAUUGACCAAAAUAAUCCGGGAUAAAGACAUAGACGGCCCGUUCUUCAUUCAACCGAUUAAUUGCAAAAUAGUUUCACUUCAACAGAUUAUUAUCCAAGAAAAGCAGCAGUAAUGGCUCGCCGGUACGAUUCCAGAACGACGAUAUUCUCACCGGAAGGUCGACUUUAUCAAGUGGAAUAUGCAAUGGAAGCAAUAUCCCAUGCAGGCACUUGUCUCGGAAUUUUAGCCGAAGAUGGAAUUCUGUUGGCUGCCGAACGUAGAAACACCAACAAACUGCUGGACGGAGCGAUUUUUUCGGAGAAAAUUUACAAAUUGAAUGAUGAUAUGGUUUGUUCCGUUGCCGGUAUCACGUCGGACGCAAAUGUGUUGACCAACGAAUUGCGAGUAAUUGCACAACGCUACCAAUUGAACUAUGGCGAACCGAUGCCGUGCGAACAAUUAGUCUCGUAUCUGUGUGACAUCAAACAAGCGUACACACAGUACGGCGGCAAGCGGCCGUUUGGCGUUUCCAUUUUGUACAUGGGAUGGGACAAACAUUACGGCUAUCAGUUGUACCAGUCCGAUCCGAGUGGAAAUUACGGUGGCUGGAAGGCAACGUGCAUCGGAAAUAAUUCCGGGGCAGCGGUAUCGAUCUUGAAGCAAGAACUCAAUGAAGAGCUAAUCGAAUUGUCCAAGGCACAGGAUUUGGCCGUUAAAGUAUUGAGCAAGACUCUCGAUAUGACAAAGUUAACAUCAGAAAAAGUCGAAAUGGCCACAUUAACGCGAGAGAAUGACAAAACGAUCAUCCGAAUUUUGUCCAACGCCGAUGUGGACGCGCUGAUUGCAAAGUAUGAAAAGAACGAAGCUGAAAUCGAAGCAGCCAAGCGCGAGAAAUUGGCACAGAAAUCUUAGACGUGUUGCUAUUCAGUGGCGUGGCGUUGCAUUCAAAUAACCGAAUCGUUUACUAAUAAAUUUUCCAAUUCUAAA